CUAAUAGUACUUAAAGGAAUAAGUAAGUAAAUAUAUUUAAUAUUAAUUUUGCGCUCAUAAGAGAUUUUUUAUAUUAAAUUCAUGCAUUAUCAACCAUUUCGAAUAGCAUAUAGAUAUAUUUUAAUUUUAUUUGAACCACUUAGAAUUCUGCUUACUACUGCUAAGUAUCUAUUGCAAAUGAGUAGUACAACAAGAAGUAGUCGUUUGAAAACAUGUUUAUUUCUAUAAAUUCAAUCAAUGGAUAUAAAUCAAGAAAUUUCACAUGUAAAACAUGGUGCAACGAUAAAAUUAGCAGGAAAAAGGAAAUCUGAAAAUAGUAACAAUGGCAGUGAAAGUGGUGUCAAAAAAACAAAACUUCUGAUUCCAGAGGAUACUCCUGCAAUUGAAGGUCCGACUGAAAGCGGUAAUACGUUUACAAACGUAAAUACCGGCGCGAGAGCUAAAAACGCAGCUAUCAAAGUAAAUGCACACCAAAGUCCUAAAAAACGUAUACAGCUUCUUUCCCCAAUAAAUACUGAACAGAAGCAAUUAAAAGAAAAAUUUAUUUACGGCAACUAUAACAAAUAUUAUGGGUAUAGAAAUAAGGAAAGCAAAUACUAUGACAUACGUCUGGAAGUCUUUGCAACUCGAUCAGAGAUGUUCCAAAGUAAACAAGUGCUCGAUAUUGGUUGUAACAGCGGACUGAUUACAUUAGAAGUGGCCAAGCUAUUCGCAGUCAGAAGUAUAGUUGGUUUAGACAUUGAUCGCUCCUUAAUCAACCAAGCUAACAAGAUGUUAUUGCGACAGAAGAAGAUGUUACCUUUUGAAAAUGAGGCACGUCGUUUACAUAAAUAUCCUUACAAUGUAAGCUUUGUGCAUGGCAAUUAUGUGUUACGAGAUGAUAUUCUAUUAGAAAUUGAACACGAACAAUUUGAUAUAAUCCUUUGUUUGUCAAUAACUAAGUGGAUACAAUUAAAUUUUGGAGAUGCUGGAUUAAAACAGGCUUUUCGGCGUAUGUAUCUGCAACUGCGUAGCGGGGGUAAACUUAUAUUAGAAGCGCAACCCUAUGAUAACUAUGGUCGUCGGAAGAAUAUGACUGAGACGAUCAAUGCUAAUUUUAAAGCUAUGCAGUUUUUCCCAAAUCAUUUCAACGACUAUCUGCUUUCGUCGGAUGUGGGUUUCGAAAGUUUUGAACUAAUGGGUAUACCUGAAAACUGUAUAAAGGGGUUUAAGCGACCAAUACAAAUAUUUCACAAAACAUAAUGACACACGACUGUGAUAAAACUAACACACUAAAACAUAUUUUGUUUCGGUUUCAUGAAUCUUCGGCAUGUACAUAUGUAAAUGUAUAUUUAAGAAAAAAGUAUGGUACAAAUAUUUCAAUAUUUUAUAUUUUGAAAGUUAAAGUGCAUAAAAAUAACAAAAUAUAUUUUUAACAACAAUAAUGUCAUCA
Molecule: messenger RNA, 1432 nt
Organism: Bactrocera oleae (olive fruit fly)
Lineage: Eukaryota; Metazoa; Arthropoda; Insecta; Diptera; Tephritidae
Product: probable RNA methyltransferase CG1239
Biological process (GO): snRNA modification
Molecular function (GO): snRNA binding; RNA methyltransferase activity; O-methyltransferase activity
Source: RefSeq, a predicted model, not a curated record